Molecule: messenger RNA, 763 nt
Organism: Diversispora eburnea
Lineage: Eukaryota; Fungi; Glomeromycota; Glomeromycetes; Diversisporales; Diversisporaceae
Source: the annotation of a GenBank genome assembly
AUGUCAAAUUAUAAAAUUGCCGAUAUUUCACUUUCUUCCUGGGGCCGCAAGGAAAUAGAAUUAGCCGAAAAUGAAAUGCCUGGUUUGAUGACUCUGCGCGCAAAGUAUAGUGAAAAGAAACCCUUGACUGGAACACGUAUCGCUGGUUGCCUUCAUAUGACAAUCCAAACAGCUGUAUUGAUAGAAACGCUUACUUGCCUUGGAGCUGAAGUUGCGUGGAGCUCAUGUAACAUUUUUUCCACCCAAGAUCAAGCUGCUGCCGCAAUUGCGACCACUGGCGUACCUGUUUUCGCUUGGAAAGGUGAAACUGAAGAAGAAUAUAUUUGGUGCAUUGAACAGACCCUUUGCGCAUUCAAAGAUGGAAAGCCCCUGAAUAUGAUUUUAGACGAUGGAGGUGAUUUGACCGCUUUGGUCCAUGAAAAACAUCCAGAGUUUUUACCAGGUAUAAAGGGUAUAUCAGAAGAAACAACGACUGGUGUUCAUAAUUUAUACAAGAUGUUAAAGGAAGGCAAAUUGAAAGUUACCGCUAUCAAUGUAAAUAAUUCAGUGACAAAAUCUAAAUUCGACAAUCUUUACGGUUGUCGUGAGUCCCUUAUUGAUGGUAUUAAACGUGCUACCGACGUACAAAUUGCGGGUAAAGUCGCGGUUGUUGCAGGCUAUGGUGAUGUAGGAAAAGGUUGUUCAGCAGCUCUUCGUGGAAUGGGUGCUCGAGUAAUCAUCCUCGAAAUUGAUCCCAUCAAUGCCCUUCAAGCUGCAAUGGAAG